CAUGGCCUCCUCCGGGGUGGCCCCGGGCCGACAGGUCGAAGAUGCGUUACCGCCCCCCGCCGAGCCGCCGCUGCCCGAGGCCAAGCCGCAGCCGCCAACUCCCGUCGCCGCGCCGCAACCCCAGCAGCCGCCCGCACCGAGGCCUCAGUCACCGGCGGGUCUGAAGGAGGAGGAGAACUACUCCUUCCUACCCUUGGUUCACAACAUCAUCAAAUGUAUGGACAAGGACGGCCCAGAUAUCCACCAGGACCUGAACGCACUCAAAACCAAAUUCCAGGAGCUUCGCAAAGUCAUCAGCACCAUGCCUGGCAUCCAUCUGAGCCCUGAGCAGCAGCAGCAGCAGCUGCACAGUCUACGAGAGCAAGUCAGGACCAAAAAUGAACUUCUGCAGAAAUACAAGAGCCUUUGCAUGUUUGAGAUCCCCAAGGAGUAGAGUGAGACUGACUUCCAUCAAUGCCCAGAGAGAGAAGCUGGAGACCAAGCGACCUCACCAUCUGCCCCUCCCUGCCUGCUGCCAGAGGCUGACUCUUUUGUACUCCUCCAAAACUUGAGCCCAAUCAGGGCUGUUGUUCCUUUUCCUUAAUUCAAUUUGGCAUUGACUAUGCAAGGGGCCAGCACUCAAACUUGGCUCCUUUGGGGCUUCUUUGUAUAUAGCCAUAUGUCUAGAUGCAUAAUGCUUAUGCCUGCUGGGGGGUGGAGGGAAGAAUGUUCCUGGAGGCUGGGGAGGAAGGGUGGGAGACUCUAUCCUGCCUCUGGGGAAUGGACCAUCUGCUGUGUAUUCAGGCUUCUUUGACACAUCCAAAGAGUACAGUAGGAAAGGAGGCAACUCCCCUUUGCUUCCUGCCUUCCUCCCCUGUCCUCUUAGAUUUGAUCAAUGUGUACCAGGUACAUAUUAUUCCUAUUAACAGUCACAUCUGAAAUAUUUGUAUAGAAUUCACUGGAGAAAUUAGGCCUGCUCUCAGCAUGUCUUGAAAUGGUAAAAGAAGGCGGUGAGAGAAUGGAACAUUGUUCUGAAAGACUACGGGGUGGCCUGCCCCCCACCUCCAAAAACAAUUGGCUUCCUUUUAAAUUUGACCCAGUGAAUGUAACUGCCAUAGAGGUGUCUGCUGCCAGAUAGCCCCUAAUCUUGAAGUUCUUUGCCACCUACAUGUUCUUGUUACACAUUUA
This is a messenger RNA of Suncus etruscus (white-toothed pygmy shrew), 1167 nucleotides long. RefSeq names its product mediator complex subunit 9 (gene MED9). Gene Ontology annotation, cellular component: mediator complex. The record is from RefSeq and is a predicted model, not a curated record. Gene Ontology annotation, biological process: regulation of transcription by RNA polymerase II. NCBI's taxonomy places the organism in Eukaryota, Metazoa, Chordata, Mammalia, Eulipotyphla, Soricidae. Gene Ontology annotation, molecular function: transcription coregulator activity. The coding region runs from base 2 to 433 and encodes 143 amino acids. The transcript has 2 exons.